This is a messenger RNA of Stegostoma tigrinum, 2714 nucleotides long. It is a transcript of the gene mvk, whose product is annotated as mevalonate kinase. Gene Ontology annotation, cellular component: cytoplasm. NCBI's taxonomy places the organism in Eukaryota, Metazoa, Chordata, Chondrichthyes, Orectolobiformes, Stegostomatidae. The transcript is spliced from 11 exons. The coding region runs from base 313 to 1521 and encodes 402 amino acids. The record is from RefSeq and is a predicted model, not a curated record. Gene Ontology annotation, biological process: isoprenoid biosynthetic process; cholesterol biosynthetic process. Gene Ontology annotation, molecular function: mevalonate kinase activity; ATP binding.
GUCCGAUUAACAGGGGAUCUCGCUCCCUCGUUGGUGCGUGGUGACCGGAGCGCUGCCAUUUGAUUGGCUGGGUUGGAAUGAGGCACCGCCUCCUGAGGGUGGUGCUUUGGUGGCGAGGCGGCAGCUGUGGUGUCGUUGGAUGGGUCUUUAAAAUAUUUUUGGUGUUCGACAUCAAUGUCAAUAAUUUGGACAAUUUCCACCUCUUCUCACCUCUCGCUCUCUCUUUUGAUAGUAGAAUGAAACGUUUCAUUAAACAGCAGAAAAUGCUGGAAACACGCAGCUGCUCCUGAAGCUUCCAGGGUACACUUCACAAUGGCAAACAAGACAUUUAUUAUAUCUGCUCCUGGGAAGUUGAUAUUGCAUGGAGAACAUGCAGUGGUGCAUGGGAAGGUAGCUCUGGCAGUCAGCUUAAACUUGAAAACAUAUCUCCGGCUGCAACCUUGUGCUGAUCAAAAAGUGCAAUUAAUCUUACCAAAUAUUAAUGUCCAUCUUAGUUGGAAAUCUGCUGCCCUGCAGUUUCUGCAGUCAGCAAUUGAUGUGACUGAUGUGCUAACCCCAAAGCCUCCAAACCAGGAACAAGUGGAUCAUUUGAGACAGUUUGCAGGAAUUUCAGAAGGCUCAACAGAUGCAAAAAGCCUUAGUAUCCUCUGUUUCCUUUAUCUUUAUGGGGCUAUCUGCACCAGAGAUGGGCAGCUGCCAAACGUGGACAUUCUGAUUUGGUCUGAACUUCCAAUAGGAGCUGGCUUGGGAUCUAGUGCUGCAUAUUGUGUGUGCCUGGCAGCAGCCCUUUUAUCAGCCAGUGGGGCCAUUACCUGUCCAGAUCCACAGGAGUAUAACAGUACCAGAUGGAGUGAGGAUGAACUGGAGCUGAUUAACAAAUGGGCAUUUCAAGGAGAGAAAUUGAUCCAUGGGAACCCAUCUGGUGUGGACAAUGCUGUGGGAACAUGGGGGGGAUUUCUGAGAUAUCGCGCAGGUAAAAUUGUUCCUUUAUCCAGUGUCCCCACCCUCCGGAUACUUCUUACUAACACAAAGGUGCCAAGGAGUACGAAAGUGUUAGUAGCAGGAGUGAAGGAUAAACUUAAUAAGCUGCCAAGCAUAAUAAAACCUGUCCUGGAUUCAAUAGAUGCUAUUUCAUGCGAAUGUGAACGUGUUCUGGCUGCAAUAGCAUCUGGCAAUGCCGUAGAUGAGCACUACGCAAUCCUGGAGGAACUUAUUGACAUCAACCAACACCACUUGAAUGUUAUUGGAGUGGGCCAUUCAUCGCUGGACAGACUGUGUCAAGUAACUGCGACAUAUGGUCUGCACAGCAAACUGACUGGAGCAGGAGGCGGUGGAUGUGGCUUAACACUGCUACGACCAGGUACAAGGCCUUCUGUGGUGGAAGCAUCUAAACAGGCUUUAAAAGACUUGGGGUACGAUUGCUGGGAAACAGUUAUUGGUGGUUCGGGUGUGUCCCUGCAUUCACCGUCUUCCUGGUGUGAGGACACAUUUCAGCCUUUGUGCAACAUGAAGAAUUGUUGAAGAGUUUUGGAUACCUGGUACUGUCAUGGUAAUUAUUUGUAUGCAGUCUUGGAUUCUUCCUGGGAUUUAAUCACUCAUCCUGCAUCUCUUCUCCAUGUCUUCCUGCACCUGAGGAAAAUGCAAUCCAGUAGAAAUUUAUGCUAUUUACCUCUGUACAUGUAAUGUUGUAAAAUCUUUUUCAUUGUACAGGACUACUUAUUUCCUACCUGAACCACAAAGCUGAUUGCUUUCUCUAUCAGAGAUUUAGUAUUCAUCAGUCCAAAUGGCAGACGUUCAAAUGCUGUGGUAGACACACAGAAGGCUGGAGGAACACAGCAAGCCAGGUAGCAUCUGGAGCAAAGGAGAAGUCAGUGUUUUGGGUAUUACCCUUCUUCAGGACUGCUCGAUCCUGAAAAAGGGUAAUACCCGAAACAUCGACUUCUCAAAACACUGACUUCUCCUUUGCUCCAGAUGCUACCUGGCUUCCUGUGUUCUUCCAGCCUCCUGUUUCUCUACCUUGAAUUCCAGCAUCUUUACUUGGAAUUAAUUUACUUGGAAUACUGCGUCCAGUUCUGGGCGCCCUAUUAUAGGAAAGAUGUGGAUGCUUUGGAGAGGGUUCAGAGGAGGUUUACCAGGAUGCUGCCUGGACUGGAGGGCUUAUCUUAUGAAGAGAGGUUGACUGAGCUCGGUCUCUUUUCAUUGGAGAAAAGGAGGAGGAGAGGGGACCUAAUUGAGGUAUACAAGAUAAUGAGAGGCAUAGAUAGAGUCGAUAGCCAGAGACUAUUUCCCAGGGCAGAAAUGGCUAGCACGAGGGGUCAUAGUUUUAAGCUGGUUGGUGGAAACUAUAGAGGGGAUGUCAGAGGCAGGUUCUUUACGCAGAGAGUUGUGAGAGCAUGGAAUGCGUUGCCAGCAGCAGUUGUGGAAGCAAGGUCAUUGGGGUCAUUUAAGAGACUGCUGGACAUGCAUAUGGUCACAGAAAUUUGAGGGUGCAUCCAUGAGGAUCAAUGGUCGGCACAACAUUGUGGGCUGAAGGGCCUGUUCUGUGCUGUACUGUUCUAUGUUCUAUGUUCUAUGUUCUAUCUGCAGUUAUUUUUUGCUCCCAUUCAAAGUGCUGUACUUGACUAAAAAAAGCUGCAUCAGAAGGGGCUGGCACACUAGAUAUACUCUGUAGUGGCUGCUUUUUGGAAUUUGAACAAUAAACUCGUUAUAAAACA